AUGACGACGACGAUGUCUGAUCUUGACGAGGAUAUGGUAGCGGCAAUACUUAGCAGGGUUCCGAUAACAUCUGUGAAGACAGUGCGAUCUGUCUGCAAACAGUGGAAUGCUUUAUCCAAAAGUUGUGUAUGUUUGGGUAAAGAGAAGCAGUUUCUGGGAUUCAUGAUGAUGGAUUAUAGGGUUUGUUCGCUGAGAUUCGAUCUCCAAGGUGUCCGCAACGAGGGCGACCAGUCCUUACCAUCUAUAAAGCAGAUAAGUUUACUUGACCAAAUCGUGGUAUCUAAACUCUUUCAAUGCGACGGUCUAGUGUUAUGCGUCAUCAAAGACGAGACGAGGCUCUUGGUCUGGAAUCCCUAUCUGGGGCAAACGAGGUGGAUCCAAUUCGAACCCCGACACCAUCUCCACAGGUUAGACAGGUGUGCUCUUGGUUAUGACAAGAACCGCCGUAACCACAAAAUCUUGAGGUUUGUGGAUGAUUACCUCCAUAUCGAAGGACACUUUUUCCGGUACGAAAUCUACGAUUUCAGCCUUGAUUCAUGGAAGGUUCUUGAUGUCACUUCCGACUGGGAUAUAGCGUUUUAUCAACGUGGCGUGUCUCUCAAGGGAAACACUUACUUUUUCGCUAGAGAGCAACUAAUCCUGGACGAAGAAGAGGGAAACCAAGAGAUAGAUACUUCAGGGCUCCAAGACUUUAUACUCUGUUUCGAUUUUACGGCAGAGAGGUUUGGGCCGCGUCUUCGUCUGCCUUUUCACUCUUAUACGGAUGAGACUCUCGCUUUAUCUUGUGUCAAAGAAGAGCAGCUCUCCGUGUUGUACCAGUGUUUUGACCCAUUCUUAGAGAUUUGGGUUUCCACUAACAUCGACCCCAAUGCAGUGUCGUGGCGCAAUUUUUUGAAUGUGGAUUUGAGACCACUCACUGGUUUUCAGUUUGACUGUAUGGCUACCAGUUUCUUCAUUGACGAGGAGAACAAAGUUGCCGUGGUUUUUGAGCUAGACAAGACAUAUCGCUACCAAACAGCUUUCAUCCUUGGUCAAGAUGGAUACUACAAACCUGUCAACUUUGGAGACGCUCUUGAUCUCGCGAAACCUGACAAAGUUGGACAUACUUUCCCCAGAUAUUGCGUCCCACUUGUGUGCUCUUCUUAUGUUCCAAGUUUAGUCCAGAUAGAUUAGCUAGUUUCAGUUUUCAUUCAUUUGGAUUGGAACUUUUACUUUCUUUCCUUUUUUAACUUUUCAUGUCCUUAUCAACAAGACUGCUGCGCUGUCUACUGCUUCUAAUCAAAUUCCUUAUCUGUU
Capsella rubella is the source of this 1296-nucleotide messenger RNA. Its product is annotated as F-box protein At1g10895. The record is from RefSeq and is a predicted model, not a curated record. The coding region runs from base 1 to 1173 and encodes 390 amino acids. NCBI's taxonomy places the organism in Eukaryota, Viridiplantae, Streptophyta, Magnoliopsida, Brassicales, Brassicaceae. The transcript has a single exon. Gene Ontology annotation, molecular function: protein binding.